AUGCCUAAUAAGGUGUAUUUUUCAAAACAAUUUUUUGGUUUCAAACUGGACCCAACUUUGGAUCUUGAAGUUAACAUUGAUAGAUUCAACAGAUUAUCUCGCGAUUUAGCCAACUGUGAUGAGAAACUCUCAAAAGAUCAGUUGGCUGUGGUCUUAUUGAACUCAAUUGGUGACAAAUACAAAGAUGUUAAAAAUGUUAUUGAGAAUGGGAAGGAAAUUCUAACCGUAGAUGUGAUAAUAAAUGCUUUAAGAAACAAAGAGUUAGAGUUGAAAUUUGAAAGAAAAGAAUCUAAUAAUGGGGAAAGCUUAAUGGUAAAAUCCAAACCUCAUCUCAAGAAUGUUAACUUCAGUAAUAAAUUUGGAUACAAAAGGAAGGGAAACUUUAACGAUAAAAUGAAAGUAAAGACAAAAGGCAAGAAAUGUUUUUACUGUCAAGAAGAGGGUCAUUUUAUUAAAGAUUAUCCCAAAAGACUUAGUGAAUCAAUGACUAAGUCUAAAAUCAAUGGUGAUGCAGCCUUGGCCUAUAAUGAUGAGGCUAAUAUAGAUGAAGUCUAUGUUGUGACAAACAGUCUUCUCAAUCAAGAAUGGAUUCUUAACUUUGGUGUCCUUGAUGACCUGAAAUAUCAUAUUAUGAUCAAUAUGGGAUACAUUAAAAUCUUGAGGGGCUCUCAAUUGAUUACAAAAGCCCCCAAGAGACAUGGAAAGCAUAAUGGACUUCCAUUUUUCCUUGUGAUGCAUAAAUCUGUGGUUAUACUUGAAUACUUGCAUGCCGACCUUUGGGGACCAGUANAGUUACAAAAUAAAGAAGCUAAAUUUGGUGGUGGGAGUGGAGAAGCUUUGCAAAAUCAAUCUAGUUCAUCUGCUCCCAGAGAAGAAGGCGAAGCUUUUGCCCACUGUUAUGGAGUUGGUGACUUGGUGUGGGGCAAAGUAAAAUCGCAUCCAUGGUGGCCUGGUCACGUAUACAACGAAGCCUUUGCUUCUCCUUCUGUCAGGAGAACCAAGCACGAGGGCCAUUUGUUGGUUGCUUUUUUUGGGGAUAGUAGUUAUGGGUGGUUCGACCCUGCUGAACUAAUACCAUUUGAAGAGAACUAUGCGGAAAAAUCCAGUCAAAUUACUUCACGACCAUUUUUAAAGGCAGUGGAAGAAGCCGUGGGUGAGGUAUCUAGGAGACGCAGUUUGGGGUUAGCCUGUCGGUGUCGGAACAAGUACAAUUUCUGGCCCACAACUGCUGAGGGUUACUGUACUGUGGAUGUUGGAUGUUAUGAAUCUGGUGGGGUUUACUCCAGGAGGCAGAUCAAAGAAGCACAAGAUAGUUUCCAGCCAGGGGAAAUGCUCAAUUUUGCGCAGCAGCUAGCCUUGAUGCCCUUGACUGAUGAUUAUUGGAUGCUCAAUUUCAUCAAGAACAAGGCUACAAUUUUGGCAUGCAGGAAGGCAUUUUUCGAGGCUUUUGACGAGACAUAUGCACAAGCCUUUGGUAUUGAGCCCGUGCGCCCCACUCCUCCCUCACAGCCGCUAGUGGUGGAUCCAACUAAAGCUGCUUUGAGUGGCCGACUAGUGAUUGCAGAAGCUCUUGGUAAAGGGAAAAGCUCAGUAAAACCAACUAAAACGAAGGAGCUAGUUGAGAAAGAAAGCUAUCUAUUAAAAGGCCGAGAUGAAAGAACUGAGUUGAAAACCGGCAAAUCGAGCUCUGGACAAGCAGGUUCCCCUAGUCAGCCUCCUUUGGUAGAUGGAUUGGGCAUUUCUGGUAAAGUUGUUUAUUCUGGAAUUUCAGAGCAUAGCAGUGAGCACAGUAUAUCUGAAGGCUGUGAGCUGCCUACGAGUCAUCAGGCUUCUGCUAAAGAUUUGUGCAAAGAGAAACUUGAGGAUGAUUGUAGCGGUUCCAUGGAGUUUAUCCAUGGCGGCAAAAAGAAAGCUAAGGUACACAAGCGUCCUUCUGGAGAUAUGAACACUGAAAAUUCAGUCUUGGUGGAGAAGAAGAGGAAGAAGAAAAGAAAGCAUGAAAUAGGUACUGAAACAAGCACUGACCGUGUGCAGAUACCUGCAGCUGCCAGUUAUAGUGAAAUGGCAGUGAAUAACAGUUCAGGAACAUCAGUCCAAGUUCUGUUUGGUGAAGAUUAUCGACUUGAGAAUCAGAGCAAAAAUGUAGUUGGCUCUUCACUGUGUCCUACAACGGAAACAAUGAAGGCGGUUGGGAUUGGGAAUGCUGUAGAGCUAGAACUUCCUAGACUACUGAGAGAUUUGAAAGUUUCUGCUCUAUAUCCCUUCCAUGGGAGUAUUCCAGCUAUCGUCCAGAAAGUUUUCUUGAAAUUCCGGUCCCUUGCUUAUCAUAACAGCUUGCCCUCAAUGGCGCCAGCUGAAAAUGAGUCCAAAGAAGCUCGUUUCUGUAAAUUACCUGCUGUGAGAGCUUCAGCAAGUCCUGGUGAGGGUACCGAAGAGAUGCCAACUGGGAAGCCUAUGAAAACUCCGGUCAGGUCUGAAGAUCCAGCCAAAGGUGGGCAGAAACGUGGUGCAUCUGAACGAUUAGAGGGAAUAUCUGUGAAGAAAAGGAAGAAGAUCGAUGACUUGAAAUCAAUGACUCUGGAAAAGAAGGCUGUUCGUAAGGUUACCGACAUCCCACGGGAUGGAAAAGAAUCUGUUGCAAAAAGUGUGCCUCUACUGCCAUCAAAAGCAAAUAAAUUGGAAUCGAAGAGGAGGACAGAGAAGCAAAUCAUAGCACCUAAACCGACCAUGCUCGUAAUGAAAUAUGCUCCCAUGGGUUUGUCUGUUGUGGCAAAGUCUUCUCGCCCAGAUAAGGGGAAGUCCUCACAAGUGGUGGAGUCACAGGUGGUAGACUUGACUGGGGAUAUGCCAUCUCCCAAGAUUGCUGAUGAGGGAACUGUGGUCCUAGUAGUUGUUCCUAUAGUUAUAUCCAAUGAUAUAACCCCUUUAGUUGAAGUUGCUCCUCCAUUGAAACUUGUCAGGAUGACUUUUGUUGGGAUCAUAUCACCUUAUGUCUUUAUGAAUUUCAUCAUCAUCCUAGAUGGAAUGGUGUUUAUAGCAGCUCCAUUAUUGACAAGCACUUUUGCCACAGAUGUUGGUCUAAAUCCUCAAUGGAUAGAUCAACAUCCAUGUGCUUAA
Messenger RNA from Olea europaea var. sylvestris, 3117 nucleotides. RefSeq lists its product as uncharacterized. The coding region runs from base 1 to 3117 and encodes 1038 amino acids. Lineage: Eukaryota; Viridiplantae; Streptophyta; Magnoliopsida; Lamiales; Oleaceae. The transcript is spliced from 9 exons. The record is from RefSeq and is a predicted model, not a curated record.